Molecule: messenger RNA, 1248 nt
Organism: Pedinophyceae sp. YPF-701
Lineage: Eukaryota; Viridiplantae; Chlorophyta; Pedinophyceae
Source: the annotation of a GenBank genome assembly
AUGAUUGCUUCCGCGAAAGUGACCGUUGGCGCCCGUUGCGAGCCUCUCGCGGCCCAGGCUCGCGUCAGCUGCGCUCCCCGCGUCGGUGCGGCCCGCCGCGCGGGCCGGGUGGCUCAGCGCUGCAAUGCAGAGCUCAACGAGUCUGCCGAGAUCGUGUACGACAUCUCCAAGAGCCCUGUGUGCCACAUUGAGGACUGGCAAAAGCCCGUGCGCGUCGCGGUGACGGGAGCCGCCGGGACCAUCUCGAACCACCUCCUCUUCAAGAUUGCGGCCGGCGAGGUGUUUGGCCAGUGCGCUCCCAUAGAGCUGUCGAUGCUGGGGUCGGAGCGGUCCAGGGAGGCGCUCGAGGGGGUCCAGAUGGAGCUCGAGGACUCCUGCUUCCCUCUCCUGAGGAAGAUCACCAUCUCGAUCAUCCCGGAGGUGGCGUUCGAGGGCGCGGACUACGUGCUGAUGAUUGGCGCCAAGCCGCGGGGGCCCGGGAUGGAGCGCGCGGACCUGCUGGACCAGAACGGGCAGAUCUUCGUGCAGCAGGGCCAGGCGCUGGAGACGAGCGCGAAGAAGUCGACCAAGGUCCUCGUCGUGGGCAACCCGUGCAACACCAACGCCAUGAUUGCGUCGGCGUGGGCGCCGUCGAUCCCGCCGGAGAACUUCCACGCCCUGACGCGGCUCGACGAGAACCGCGCCAAGUCGCAGAUGGCGUUCCGCGCCAAGACGCACAUGGAGACGAUCAGCAACGUCGUGGUGUGGGGCAACCACUCGGCCACGCAGGUGCCCGACUUCGUGAACGCGAAGAUCGAGGGCAAGCCCGCGAUCGAGGUCAUCCCGGACCGCGAGUGGUUCGAGGGCGAGUUCACCGAGACGGUCGCCAAGCGCGGCGCCGCGCUGAUCCAAAAGUGGGGCCGCUCGUCGGCGGCGUCGACCGCCGUCAGCAUCUCGGACGCCGUCAAGGCCAUCAAGUACCAGACCGCGGGGAACGACUGGUACUCGAGCGCCGUGUGCGCCGCGGGCAACCCCUACGACGGCCUCAUCCCGGACGACCUGUGGUUCUCGAUGCCCUGCCGCGGCGACGGGCAUGGGGACUACACCCUCGUGCCGCCGUCGGAGCUCAACCUGGACGACGAGUGGCUGCGCAUGAAGAUCAAGGCCGGCGUCGAGGAGCUCCAGGGCGAGCGGGAACUCGUCAAGCACCUCCUCCCGGGCGGAGACAAGAAGGUGGUUGCGAUGGGGGCCAACGCCGCGAGCGCGUGA